Molecule: messenger RNA, 1050 nt
Organism: Plenodomus lingam JN3
Lineage: Eukaryota; Fungi; Ascomycota; Dothideomycetes; Pleosporales; Leptosphaeriaceae
Biological process (GO): trans, trans-farnesyl diphosphate biosynthetic process
Cellular component (GO): cytoplasm
Molecular function (GO): dimethylallyltranstransferase activity; (2E,6E)-farnesyl diphosphate synthase activity
Source: RefSeq, a predicted model, not a curated record
AUGCCCCCGCGAACCACAUUAGCCGAGUUUGAGAGCGUCUGGCCGCGCAUCGUGCAAGACCUGCAGCAUCACUGCAAACAAUACAAUCUGCCUCAGCAGUCGCUUGAUUGGUUCACAAAGUCGCUCAACUACAACACCGUGGGUGGGAAAUGCAAUCGUGGCAUGUCCGUCGUCGACACAACCGCCAUCCUCACCGACAAGGCACUGGACCCGGCUUCGGACGACUACUUUGGCCCUGCCCUGCUGGGAUGGCUGAUUGAACUCCUCCAGGCCUUCUUUCUCGUCUCGGACGACAUCAUGGACUCGUCAAAGACCCGCCGUGGCAGCCCCUGCUGGUAUCUUGUGCCCCAGGUCGGCAUGAUUGCCAUCAACGAUGCCUUUAUGCUCGAGGCCUCCAUCUACGUUCUCCUCAAAAAGCACUUUCGCCAACACAAGAGCUACCUGGACCUGCUAGAACUCUUCCACGAAGUCACCUUCCAGACCGAGUGUGGUCAGCUAUGUGACCUCAUCACCGCCCCCGAAGACAACGUCAACCUGGACAACUUCAGCCUGGAAAAGUUCACCUUCAUCGUCAUCUACAAGACUGCCUUCUACUCCUUCUACCUCCCGGUUGCCAUUGCCCUCCACUAUGUCGGCGCCGCUACCCCGAAGAACCUCCAAACCGCACAGGAGAUCCUGAUCCCCAUGGGCGAGUACUUCCAGGCCCAGGAUGAUUACCUGGACGCCUUUGCCGACCCAGACGUGCUCGGCAAGAUCGGCACCGAUAUCCAGGACAACAAGUGUUCCUGGCUGAUCAACCAGGCCCUACGCAAAGUCAACCCCGAGCAAAGGCAGCUCCUCAACGAAAAUUACGGCCAGAAAGACUCGCAAAAAGAGGCCAAGGUCAAGCAGCUGUACCACGAACUGAGGCUCAAGGAAUUCUACGAGCAGUGGGAGGAUGAGCGUGUUGCAGAUCUGAGGGCAAAGAUUGACAAAAUCGAUGAGAAGGAAGGAUUGAAGAAGGAAGUCUUCGACGCCUUCUUGAACAAGAUUUACAAGAGGAACAAGUAG